Messenger RNA from Mesorhabditis belari, 3702 nucleotides. NCBI's taxonomy places the organism in Eukaryota, Metazoa, Nematoda, Chromadorea, Rhabditida, Rhabditidae. The record is from the annotation of a GenBank genome assembly.
AUGGCAUCCGAUCAAGAAAGCCUUUCUUUACCACAUAUUAUUCGAAAUCGAGAGCUUUCUGAUGGGGAAAGUCCGCUGAGUGAUGAUGAAGAUUCAGAAGAAAAUGAAACUCUUCGGAUCACUCGGAAAGAUCCUUUAGAGUUCAGUCCGAAACCCCUUGGAGAUGAGGUUCAAGAUGCUCACACUCUACGACCAACCGAUGAGUUCGAAUAUAUCCCUUUCCCAUCACUUCGACCGCAACCAACUCCACCAACUCAAGACCGAAAAAGAAUCUACACGAGCCCAAGGGACAGCAAGAUUGAGAAAAAUCCUCGUCCCAUUCCGCCACCAAAACCAAAGUAUUUGAAAGAGUCUCGUUUAUUGAAAAGCCCAACGGCUGAUUGUCGACCAAUGAGCCGAGAUUCCGGUAUUUCAAUCUGCACCAAUCCCCAAUGUCCUUAUUCCACCGGUCAACACAUUUUGCGCAUCUCCAUUCUUCCAGAUUCGAAAGACGAGAUCUACGAGGUUCAUUCGCCGGCACAAACAGGCGAUUCGGGCAUCGAGCAUACGAGAGCCACUCCCUCCACAAGCACCGAUUUCUCACCAAGAAGCGAUCUCAAAUCGGAAUACGCGAGCCCUCGACCACCAUCGAAAGCAGCCACUCCCGAAUCAGUGAAUCAGCUUCUAAUUCAAAGAGAAACCCCACCACCUGAUCACGCACCUCCUCCACCGCCAUCAACACUUUCGACCGACGAACGUCUUUACUCCGAAGAGCAACGCCAAAAAGCACGAGAUACUCUUGAUCAGGUUUUGAUUCCGAUUGCGGUGGAAAGAGAACGUUCGCGGGGAACGAUCGAGUCGAAUCAAGGAAGCGACGAAGAAGAAAAGAUCCCGAUUGAUCAACAUUUCAUCGAAGAGGAGACUUUCCCCGAUCCACCACCACACAUCUCAAGCCAAGAAUUGAAAGAGGCGGUGAUCACACAGCACGCGAAAUUCUCUUGUCUGAGUGAGCGUGAGGAAAGUGCUCGAGUGGAGGCAACACUUCAUCUUGCACCCACGAAAAUCUCGCAAUCAAUCUCGCGUACUUUUCCUUCGCUGCAGGCAAUUCCCUCGGAACGUCCAAGCGAGAAAAGUGUUUUAGUGGAGCUGACCGUUGAGUUGAAUCGAGAACAAAACGCUUUGAUUUCCACACACAAAUAUCCGCAAAAAGUGAAAGGAGAACGAGCUAUUGUUUCAACAAAAGUGCAAAACGGUGUACGAAAAACGACAAGUCAAAGCAACAUGGUGCCACCACCAGUUCCCCUUUAUCGAGCUGUAGAUAUUCCUUUUGAUGACUCAAGCAAAGACACUUAUCAACCACCAAUCCGAAAUGAGAAAUCAUCAAAAGAUGGUUAUUUUACGGUGAUUUUGGAGAUGGGCUCUCAACCAGUGCAUAAAGGAUUUGGAAUGGGCAUUCAUUCGGAAAGAGGAGAGCCAUUAAAGGUAGAAUCAGUGCUUGUCGGAACGCCAGCUGAUCGAGCGGGACUUCAAGUGGGUGAUCGAAUCGCAUCAAUCAAUGGAGAAGAUGUUGUUGAUGCUUAUCCAUCGGCUAUUAAUCGAAUGCUGCACGAAGCGGCUCGACUUGGAGAGGUUGAACUCCGAAUCCUUCGCCUUGCCACUACACACUAUGAAAACGUGGCUCGACUUCAGAAAUCAGCCUCAGCUGCUUCGUUUGACAAAACUCGUAGCAUUUUCCAGGGUGCCCCAUUAGCGAAAACACCUGAACAGCGAAAACGGGAGGCAUUCGGAUCGAUAAACUCUGGAACACUGAGACAAGACUCUGCUGUUUCUCGAAACUCUCAAUCAUCAAUUUCAUCAACGACAAGUGAGCAUCGCGGACUGCAACGCUCAUCAACUGGCACCUCUUUUGAUCCAUAUCGAGCUCCAGAAAUCAAAAUGAUUCAAACACCGCAGAUUGAGUCGGGUUUCCGAAAGAGUUACGGAGUUGAGGGAGAUUUUCGUGUCACUACAGCCUCGACGAAACAAGGACCAGGAAAACUCUCUGAUUUUGUGCCUGAAGUGGAAAGAGAUUCACAAAAUAUACUUUAUCAAGGAUUAGAUGAUGAGUCUCGAAAGUCCGAAGAUGACUCAAUCCCAAGAACCAUUCGCAACUACGAUUUGCGACCAACGCCAGCUAUUAGUCAAUCAUUCGCUCUCCGUCGAGACUCGGAUGAUGCCUCCGUGUGCGCUGUUCUCAAGCGAUCCACUUUGCCAAGAAAUGCUGGAGGUAAAGCUCUAGAAGAUGCCUCGGAAACUGAUGGAGAUUUCAAUGAUGGAAAAGAUAGCUUGGCUGAGGGUGCGGUGAGGGUGAGUGUAGAGCCACGGUCUCGACGCGCCUCUGGGUCGACAAUGAUGGCUCCUCGGGGAGCCCCGUUGAGAAGCUCUUCUCAAGACUCACUUCUCACCACUACUGAGGAAGUCUAUCGUCGAUAUGAGUAUCGUCGCUACACACCCACUUACGCCGAUCCGAGAGACUACGAUCAACGAGCUGAUCAUUCACCGCGCACUCGUGUCAUCCCAGUCAUUCGUGAUCCCCGUCCACCAAGUCGUGAAGACAACUACUAUCCGAGGAUCGAGACUAUGCCCGUUUAUCGAUCGACUUCAAUUCGUGAUGAUUAUCCAGCUCCAGAAGAGCCGCCAACAAUUGCAUCCGGUCGAAUGACUCCAAUUGCAAUUGAGAGAAGGUACAGAAAUGAGAGUCCAGAGGUUGGAAGAGAUGAGAGCGGAAGUGUACGUUCAAGAGCUCGCUCAACAGAUGCAAGAGGAUCGACAAGUCGACCAAUCUAUAUUCAGCGAAAGCAAUACAAUAACUAUUACGAUCCUGAUUAUGAUGAGAUCGAUAAUGAUGGAGUGUCGAGAGCAAGUCAUCGCUUUUACGAUAAAGAUGGAAGAGCGCUGCGACGUGAAGAAAGAAGAGAAGAACGAGUGGUCGAGGUGACGAGAAGCUAUGAAAAUCUUGAAGAGGAUCCACGAGAGUGGCGUCAAGUGAUCAAAUCUCAGCGCCAAGCAGCGCCUGGACAACCACAGGAUAAUCAACGAAUUCGCGAUGCUUCUCAAUCGCUUGGAAAUCUCCCAACUUACAUGAAUCGGCGAAUGAAAGAACAAGAAGAAAAAGAACGCGAAGAGCGCAAGUAUCUCGAUUCAGCUCGCAUGGAUGUACAAGAAGACUUUCGACAACGUAAUAUCGAGAAGAAUCGUGAACGACAAGAUUCAAGAAACUAUAGAGAAUCGAAUGAUCGCCAACCACGAGUGGUCAAAGAUUGGAGAGAACAGGAGCGAACUUAUAAUGGAGGACCGGCACCGGAUGGAUAUUCCUCGUUGCAUCGAUCGUACGGAAAUGAAAGAUCAAAUGAUCAAGGACGUGUCGAUCCUCGUUAUGGAACAAUCCCCGACAAGCCGCAGCGUCACCCGGCUCAACCAUACCAAAGAGACUUUGACAAACAAGAGCCUGUAGUGGCGGUCAGUGGAAAACAUCGUUGCGGACAUUGUGGAAAUGAAUUGGGUCGUGGACAGGCGAUGAUCAUUGAAAGUCUCUCACUUUACUAUCAUCUUUCGUGUUUCCGUUGUAUUGUUUGCGGAACAGCAUUGGGCAAUGGCACAACGGGAGCUGAUGUGCGUGUGCGAGAUGGGAAACUCCAUUGCUAUAGCUGCUACAGCAAUGAUGCCGUUCAGUUGAGUAAAGUU